Spodoptera litura is the source of this 2972-nucleotide messenger RNA. The record is from RefSeq and is a predicted model, not a curated record. NCBI's taxonomy places the organism in Eukaryota, Metazoa, Arthropoda, Insecta, Lepidoptera, Noctuidae.
AUGGCCACGCCUACUCCUGCGCCUGCGGCCGACGAUCAACGGCUCGGACCGCCGGUAUCUAAGAGUAUCGCCCCUGUUAGCGCCUGGCAGCGGCGCCACCCGCGACUGGCGCGUCUACAGCAACCCGCCAGUACUGUACCCGCCACGUCCUCACCGCCUGUCGCCGUCGUGGCGCCCACCACCGUCUUUCACACGCGCCGUACUCGCCAGCAACGGAAACGGAGGUCCGAAGAACUGCUUCAAGCAGAGUCAGAACGCAGCCAUACCGAUACUAAACCAGAAGCGGAGCGUAAUCCGAUGCCUGCUUAUGUCGAUAAGUUGCCUGACCCAAAGACAAUUGGAAAUUUGCCAAGUAUUCCUAAAAUUACCCGGCCAGAAGUCAAGCGAGACGGCGAAGCCGUGCCCGCUAAACGCAAGCGUGAAAAUGUUUGCACAGAGCUGCCACCUGCUGCGGAGAAGAAGCGCGCGUCGUCGCCGGAGCUGAUGGCGUUCAAGGAAUUGCGCAAUGACCAUAAGGAGCAUUACAUGCGUCGCAAUAGCGACAAGUCAGCAAGUCCAGAGCACGUCGAGUCAGGCGCAGAAGGCGCCGUGACCUCCGAGCCCCCAAGUACUGAACGAGAAAGGCGACGUUUGUCCAGCGAAGAUACUGAUCUCAGGGAAGACGAUGAACAAGGCUUCGUUGAAAACAAACAAUGUGUUUCAAUUAUUAUGUCUCAAGCAAAGGAAGACUUCACAGAUGGGCAAUCAGACAAGAUCCCAUUCAACACAUUAAUGCACCAAACCCUUCAGCUUAAUGAGAAACUCGAGCUGAAGGAGGCCAAACAGAGAAGCAACAAAGUACCAAGCCCGAAAACGUCGCCUAAUGAACGAAACAGAUUUGGUGAUAUUGAUGAGAGAAUCACACCGUCUGCAUGCCUCGACACGUCGCCCGAUAGCCAAGGCAUGUUGGGUCAGGACUCGAAUAUGCGACUCGGUUCUGAAGCCCUUGAUAUGAAGACAAAGGAUUUGCUCCCUAUCCCACCCAUGAUGCCAAUGUUCGGCCCUUACCAGCCACAAAUGCCUUGGCGUGAACCAAGACGACGAGCAGGUGAAAAAUUCGGUCCUACACGAUUCCGAGGUCCAAUGCCACCAUACUUCCGAGCCGGCAAGUUUGAUAAAAGGGCUGUUAGACCCUUUUUGGACCCUCGUAUGGCAAUACCUCCUCUACCUACACCCAAAAUUGGUAUGUGUCAAGAACAGUGUCCGCUACCACCUUACAAACGAAGCGAAUCUCCACCUCCAUUGGGAGCUCCAGGCUUCGCAAUCCCACCGACAGAUUUUAAAGUCGUUAACUAUAUUGACCAGGACCCCUUCAAAAUCAUCCAAAUUAAUGGUAUACCUCGGGCAAUCAGGUUUUACGGUAACACCGCCGUAAUUAUGCUGGAUUGGGAUGAUCCAAGGGAAAUCAAGUUCCUUCCUGGAUGCAGACGAGUAACGUUCGAUAAUAAACACUCAGUAGUACUAACAUUUAGUGAAGGCUACAAGCAAGUGGAAUUUGAUGAUCAAGUAUUCGAUAUUAAAUUUGGUGCACCGACACGAGAACUGUAUAUAAACGGUAGGUGGUACGAAUGUUCCUUCGGUGGACAGCCAUUUGGCGUAAUUAUUGACGGUAAACCAAGAUUGGUUCAUGUGGAAGGGCCUAUGCCUCAAGUGGACAUCGGUAAAGCUAAACGCACCGACUUAGUAGCCGGUAAGGUCAAUCUCAUUGUGAAUGCUAGACAGGUGCAUCCAGUGUACUUGGACGCAAAGGUACAAAAGAUUUGGGUCAAUGGACAGUAUCUGACCGUGCGCUUCGUAGAUUCAUUGCGCACAGUUUUAAUCAAUGAACAGCCUUUUAAAGUAGAAUUUGGAGGCCUUCCCAAGCCCAUCGUUGUUGGCAGCGAGAAAUAUUUUUUAAGGUUCUCGGCUCUGCCGGGAAAUAUUAAGCCUGGACAUGUCCAGAUUGCUAAUAUGGAAGGUAUAUUGCCACUGGUGCCACCCGUUAAGAAAAUUGGUGAACUUAAAAAAAAAGAAAACCCAAUAGAAGUUUACCAACAAGAACAACCCAUUGCGCGUCCGGUGAAGUUACCAACAAAGGCAGGUGAACCUAAAGUAAAGGAGUCCUCUGAUGACGUCGCAUCUGACUCAUCUGAGGAAAAUAUGGAAGAGGAAGCCAAAGAUGCGGAUGAGUCUGCAGAGAGUGCAGAGGAGUCUGACAACGAGUCUGACAACGAGUCUGACGUUGAAGACGUCGAAGACCUGGGGGAGUUGGACCCUGCUGAUGACGAAGAUAAUGAAGCUGAAGGCGGUUUCAAAGCAGAACAACUGGUCGAGCUUGUGGAUGAAGAUGACCCUGAAACGGGUGUUGAAGUUAGUGCUGAAAGAGCUGCUCAAGACCAUCUCGCAGAGAUCGAUGUUAGUAAGACCAAGGUCAAGCGGGAACCCAUCGAUCCCGAGGAACCAAUAGGAACUGCUGAAGAAGAAACCAUCCUAGCGCGAAUUACCACACAUUCAGCAGAGGACCCAUCUAUCGAAGGGAACCUUCAACUGGACGCGGCAAAUCAUGAAAUUAGUGUAAAUAUAUGAUUACUUAGCCUGUCUGUAAAUUUCUAGAGUUAUGUGUAAGGGUACAAAUUGUUACACGAGUUUGUAUGAUUGAAGAAUGUGUAAAUAUUUAGUUAUAUAGAAUCUCUUUGCAGGGUUUUAUUUCCUUGAGAUGUGUUUUGUUGCCGCAUUAGUGGCUUUUCUGUUGUAUAAAAAUAAAAAGUCCUACAAAAAUUAAAUAAAUGUAAUGUUUAAAAAAAUGGUGUAUGUUUAUUAUAGUUUAGGUUUAUGGUAAUCAGAAUGAACCUUUCAAUCAACUCUAUAUCACAUGUUAGAACUCUUGAUUACAAAUUGUUUGUUUGUUUAGUUUACUAUGUGUAAAUAAAUAUUUACAUCAUGAUUUCUAUCUU